AUGCUGAGUCAUCAAGCCAAGUUAAAGUAAUUUCAUAGGAAAUUCGAAAAUGGUUAUGAUGGAGAGUACAUCGUUUCAGAAUGGAUUGCACCAGACUGGAUUAAAUUUAAGGUGAUUCUGGUCUAUAGCACAACUACUUUAAGCUCUAACUAGAAUACCUCAGACAGCAAAAGCAUUAGAAGUAUCUGCAGCGAUUGUAAAACUAGCAAAUACUUCAGCAGCAUUAGUAAAACUACUAUCUGUAGCAGCAAUAGACAUCACAUAAAAAUCACCUGGCUUCAGUUAGGCAGCAAACAUUACUAUCAGAGUGCUAUUGCGACUGUGAUUAUUACAAAUCCUUUAACCUUAUAUGCCAGCAUAUUUUCACUGUGUUCAAUGUCCUGCAAAUUAAAAGAAUUGGCAGGUGCUAUAGGUUGUUCGGGAGAUGGCUUCGUGAAGCUGAAAGUGAUGACUACUUCAAUGAGAAUAUCAAUGUCAUCAAUCCCUACCAAAUCAAAUUAACUGAAAAGGAAAGAAAGUGCUUUUUGA
This is a messenger RNA of Stylonychia lemnae, 528 nucleotides long. The record is from the annotation of a GenBank genome assembly. Lineage: Eukaryota; Ciliophora; Spirotrichea; Sporadotrichida; Oxytrichidae.